Molecule: messenger RNA, 1611 nt
Organism: Bombina bombina (fire-bellied toad)
Lineage: Eukaryota; Metazoa; Chordata; Amphibia; Anura; Bombinatoridae
Product: pancreatic alpha-amylase
Exons: 10
Coding region: 32-1570 (512 amino acids)
Biological process (GO): carbohydrate metabolic process
Molecular function (GO): alpha-amylase activity; cation binding
Source: RefSeq, a predicted model, not a curated record
AGGAGACCCAAGUGUUGCAGUAGGACUCAAGAUGAAGCUCUUUCUUCUCCUUGUGUUUGCCGGUCUUUGCUCUGCCCAAUACAAUCCUAACGUUAAAGCCGGCAGAACUUCUAUCGUACACCUAUUUGAAUGGCGCUGGCCGGACAUUGCAGCAGAAUGUGAGCGAUAUUUAGGACCCAAUGGGUUUGGAGGUGUCCAGAUUUCUCCACCAAAUGAGAACAUCAUUAUCAGCAACCCCUACAGACCAUGGUACGAGAGAUACCAACCAGUGAGCUACAAGCUUUGCUCCCGCUCUGGGACUGAGCAACAGUUCCGUGACAUGGUGACCCGCUGUAACAAUGUUGGGGUUUACAUCUAUGUUGAUGCUAUUAUCAACCAUAUGUGUGGAUCUGCUGGUGGUUCUGGGACACACGCUACAUGUGGAAGCUAUUUCAAUACUGGAACCAAGGAAUUCUCAGGUGUACCCUACUCCAACCUGGAUUUUAACGAUGCAAAAUGCUCAACCUCAAAUGGGGAAAUUCAGAACUAUGGUGACAAAUAUCAGGUCAGGAAUUGUCGCCUUGUGGGUCUCCUGGAUUUGGCUCUGGAAAAAGAUUAUGUCCGUGGGAAGAUUGCUGCUUUCAUGAACAACCUGAUCAGUAUUGGAGUGGCCGGGUUCAGACUGGAUGCUGCUAAGCACAUGUGGCCCGGAGACAUCCAGGCAAUCACAAGCAGACUCAAUAACCUGAACACACAGUGGUUCCCUAGUGGUAGCCGACCCUUCAUCUUCCAGGAGGUGAUUGAUUUGGGUGGAGAGGCCAUUUCAGCAAGUGAAUAUUAUGGAAAUGGACGCAUCACAGAAUUCAAAUAUGGUGCUAAACUCGGAAAUGUCAUCCGCAAGUGGAAUGGAGAAAAGAUGUCGUAUCUGAAGAACUGGGGAGAAGGCUGGGGCUUCAUGCCAACUGACAGAGCCUUGGUGUUUGUAGACAAUCACGAUAACCAGAGGGGUCACGGUGCAGGAGGCGCAUCAAUCCUCACCUUCUGGGAUGCUCGUCUAUACAAGAUGGGAGUCGGCUUCAUGUUGGCGCAUCCCUAUGGGUUUACACGGGUCAUGUCCAGUUACCGCUGGCCUAGGAGCUUUGUGAAUGGGAAGGAUGUCAACGACUGGAUCGGACCACCAAGAAACUCUGAUGGCUCAACUAAGCCAGUCACAAUUAAUGCUGACUCCACUUGUGGCAAUGACUGGGUCUGUGAACACCGAUGGCGCCAGAUCAAGAACAUGGUUAUCUUUCGUAAUGUAGUGAAUGGGCAGGCCUUCGCCAACUGGUGGGACAAUGGAGGAAACCAGAUUGCUUUUGGACGUGGAAACAGAGGAUUUAUCAUCUUUAACAAUGAAAGCUAUAACAUGGAUGUGACUUUGUUCACGGGUCUACCAGCUGGUACAUAUUGUGACGUCAUCUCCGGACAGAAGGAAGGCACACGCUGCACUGGGACACAGAUCUCUGUUGCAAGUAACGGCAACGCUCGCUUCCAGAUUAGCAGCGCAGCUGAAGACCCAUUUAUUGCAAUCCAUGUUGAUGCCAAGCUGUAGAGAGUUAUAUCAACACUAUCAAUAAACUGUAUUGGUGCAAA